CGCCGCCGGUCUUCGCUCUCACGCUCCGAGGCUCACUUCAGCGACGGUGGCGUGCACAGAGCACCUGGGUCAUCUGUGCUCACGAUCCUGCCGCGACACCGACUUCUGGGCGUUGUGGUUCUCCUUUCAGGGCUCCGAGAUUUCUACUGCACACUCCGCGGCUCGCUCGCUAGUCCCGGGACUAGCAGGCGCGGUUUUCCCGGAGAAAUCCACGUCAGCCGCGCAGGCGCAGGCGGGGGAUCUGGGCGGAGGGAAGGGGCCUGCGCUCGGCCCGCGGUAAACAAGCACUGCGCAGGCGCCGUGCGCCAAGGUGAUUUUUUUUUUUUUUUUUGGUCUUUUGUUUUGCAUAGCAUCGUAAAAAGGGGGAACGCCAAAGCAAACCCUAGCAUCUUAAGACGAUCGACGGUGUGGCUUCUGCUACUCUCACUGUCUCUGAGGCACCGGCUGCGCGACCAUGGCAGCCAUAACUCUUCCACGGAGCUGCCGGCCUUGAGCUCUUUCUCUCACUGUCUACACUGAGGCUGAGAGGAAAAGACAGAGAAAAAAGAAAGAAAGAAAGAAGAUUUAAAGGAGAGGUGGUGGGCGGUCCCCACAACGCCACCGAAAAGACCUCAGCGCCGCUCUUUUCCCCAGACAACGCGAGAUCCUGUGCCAGGCCGGGACUCCGCCCCCGCCCCGCCCGUGGCUGUGUGCGCAUGCGCUGGGCUUUUUGGCGCGCAAACCGUUCAGAACUUCCUGCUUGGUCACAGGUGGCCCCGUCGGCCCCCGAGGGAUGUCAGUCAGUCAGGGGACGUGGAACACCUGCACAAACUGGAUUUUUGCCCUAUAACGACUCAGAAAGCAUUUGGAUGUUGGCACUAUAAAGAUUGAGGUUAUUUUGUAUUUGCUGUUAUUGGAGUUGCAGCUUCCUAUACCAAAUGCAGUGUUAUCCUGGGGGUCUGGCAGCUAAUGACCUAUGGACAAAAGAUACCCUCUAACCACAGUUGGCCCAGCUGAAAGUAGAAGACAUCAGUCUGUGAUAAUCUAGAAGCAGGCUGAGGGCUGAGGGAAGGCAGAGGGGAGAUAUGAAUGUGUUCCGAAGGUUUCCCGGUGGCUCAUGGCAUCCUCCAAAGUCCUGUCUGCGAGCUGUUCCUGACCAAGAAAACCCGCGGAGCCUGUCUCUGAAAUCCAGUCCCGAUGAAGAAGACAGAAGAGAAAGGAGAGAGUCGUCGCCUUGAGGAGAACCCCUGACAAUGCGGUUUUGAUUUGGAGGAACUAAGAGGAAAAGAGUGACUAUGGUUUUUGCUCACAGAAUGGAUAACGACCAGCCGCCUGUGGUGACUGCCACCUUGCUGGUGCCCCUUCAGAACGGCAGUUGCGCGGAAGCAGCUGAGGCCCUGCUGCCCCAUGGCCUGAUGGGAUUGCAUGAGGAGCACAGCUGGAUGAGCAACAGGACAGAGCUUCAGUACGAGCUGAACCCUGGAGAGGUGGCCACAGCCAGCAUCUUCUUUGGCGCUUUGUGGUUGUUGUCCAUCUUUGGCAAUUCCCUGGUAUGUCUGGUCAUCCACCGGAGCCGGAGGACUCAGUCAACCACCAACUACUUCGUGGUGUCCAUGGCGUGUGCUGACCUUCUCAUCAGCGUGGCCAGCACGCCGUUUGUCGUGCUGCAGUUCACCACCGGGAGGUGGACCCUGGGUAGCGCCAUGUGCAAGGUGGUCCGCUACUUCCAGUACCUCACCCCCGGCGUGCAGAUCUACGUGCUGCUCUCCAUCUGCAUCGACCGCUUCUACACCAUCGUCUACCCGCUGAGCUUCAAGGUGUCCCGAGAGAAGGCCAAGAAAAUGAUUGCAGCCUCCUGGAUCUUGGACGCGGCCUUUGUGACGCCUGUCUUCUUUUUCUACGGCUCUAACUGGGAUAGCCACUGUAACUAUUUCCUCCCUCCCUCCUGGGAGGGCACUGCCUAUACCGUCAUCCACUUCUUGGUGGGCUUCGUGAUCCCCUCCAUCCUCAUAAUCCUGUUUUACCAGAAGGUCAUAAAGUUUAUCUGGAGAAUAGGCACGGACGGGCGGACGCUGAGAAGGACGAUGAACAUUGUCCCCAGGACAAAGGUGAAAACGGUCAAGAUGUUCCUCCUCUUGAACCUAGUGUUCCUGUUCUCCUGGCUACCUUUCCACGUGGCUCAGCUCUGGCAUCCCCAUGAGCAAGACUACAAGAAGAGCUCCCUUGUCUUCACGGCAGUCACGUGGGUAUCUUUCAGCUCUUCAGCCUCGAAACCCACCCUGUACUCUAUUUAUAAUGCCAAUUUUCGGAGAGGGAUGAAAGAGACAUUCUGCAUGUCCUCGAUGAAAUGUUACCGCAGCAAUGCCUACACCAUCACGACCAGCUCGAGGAUGGCCAAAAGAAACUAUGUGGGCAUUUCGGAAAUCCCUCCCGUGAGCAGGACGAUAACCAAAGACUCCAUCUAUGACUCAUUUGACCGGGAGGCCAGGGAGAAGAAGCUCGCCUGGCCCAUCAACUCAAACCCACCAAACACUUUUGUCUGAUUUCUAAGAAGUCUUUCACUGUUAUGUGCCAGAGAUUAAAAAGC
Molecule: messenger RNA, 2566 nt
Organism: Mus caroli (Ryukyu mouse)
Lineage: Eukaryota; Metazoa; Chordata; Mammalia; Rodentia; Muridae
Source: RefSeq, a predicted model, not a curated record